This is a messenger RNA of Phodopus roborovskii (desert hamster), 1869 nucleotides long. RefSeq names its product transmembrane protein 106A (gene Tmem106a). Bases 142 to 918 code for a protein of 258 amino acids. The record is from RefSeq and is a predicted model, not a curated record. Lineage: Eukaryota; Metazoa; Chordata; Mammalia; Rodentia; Cricetidae. The transcript has 8 exons.
AGCUGAUCGCCCCACCCUGGGGACCACCCCACCCCACCCUAGAAACCCUUCGCCCCAAAGGAGCAUUCCAGAAAACCCAAUCUUGCAGCUGAGAAGAACCUGGACUCCCAGACCUAAACCAGUGAGAAAUCCUGCUGAGCUAUGGGCAACCAGCUAACCUCUCAACAGGAUGAGGGCAAGUCAAUCCUACCUGAUAACCCAGCCCUUGCCAGCAAGCCUGCCAACUACUUCAGCACGGGUAGCAGCCGGCCAUCGAGCUCUGGUGUGCUUUAUGCAAGGGCUGCUGGUGCCGGCUUUGUGAUUUGUCCUACCUGCAAAGGCAAUGGGGAGAUUCCCCAAGAGCAAGAGAAACAGCUGGUAGCACUCAUCCCUUAUGGAGAUCAAAGGCUGAAACCCAGACACACGAAGCUCUCCGUGUUCCUGGCCGUGACCACUUGCCUGUUGACUUUCACACUCACCAUCUUUUUCCUGUAUCCACGGUCCAUUGUUGUGUAUCCUGUAGGCCUCAACUCCUCUAUGGUGACCUUUGAUGAAACCCAUAUACGACUCAACAUGACAAACAUCCUGAACAUCUCCAACAGCAACUUCUACCCCAUCACUGUGACACAACUAUCAGCAGAGGUUCUCCACCAGACCUCUGUGGUAGGCCAGGUUACCAGCAGCCUCCGCCUGCACAUCGGUCCUUUGGCUAGUGAACAGAUGCCGUACAUAGUUGCCAGCAGUAUUUUGGAUGAAAACACGUACAAAAUCUGUGCGUGGCUGAAAGUCAAAGUUCACCAUAUCCUCUUGCAUGUCCAGGGUACUCUGACCUGCUCCUACCUGAGCCAUCCACAGCAGCUGCCCUUUGAGAGCUUUGAAUAUGUGGACUGCAGGGAGAAUAUGUCAAUGCCCCACCUGGAGAUCCCUCGCCCAGCCUGACCUGUCUGCUGCCCCUGCACUCCAGGCACCUGCAGGCUGGUCUACAUCCCAACUCCACGGAACUCAAGGAAGGACUAGUGACCUCGCUGAAGAAAACAGAAACAUCUGACUUUAUUGUGCCUUCCCCUGACUCCCUCAGCACAAGGAACUUCUGGAACAAUGCCAUAGGCACCGACUCCUCAGAUGUCCAGGAGAUACUUCUGAUGAGUCUUAACCCAUGCUCUGUGCUGAGAAACAUCUGACCUGGCAUUGUCUUGGGGCUGAACAUGUUGCUUCUCUGGCUCUACCAGGGUGGGUCUUCAGUUGGAAUGGGAGAAAGCUGUAGUUUUAUCUAGAAUUUUUAAACAGCGCAGAUGGAUCCUUUUUAUGUUCUCCUCCCAGUAACAAGUAGCUUUGAGGACAUCCAACGCCAUCUCCAAGGUGUUUUUAGGUGACUGUAGAUGUCCCCUUGUGCUGUCCUCUCUGGGCAUGUAAUAGUGAUGGUGGUGGCCUGCUUUUCUCGGCCUGCUGACUACGCCGUCUAAACCCCUGUAGAACAGCUUUCAUGUUAUCUGGGUAGCAGAAGCUAAGUAGCUGAGGAGAAGCCAUCUGGUCUACCCUAGACCAAAGGCAAAGUCAAAGGUAUUUAUUUAUUAAAGGAAAGUUUUUAAACCCAUGUGAGUGGACACAGGUAGGUCGGAUAGUAGAGUAGGCCCAGUGACUGUUCAGAAAGCCUGAAGGACAUGAAGCUGUUGAUGCCAGGGCAAAGCUGUGGGGCUCUCAUGGGUUCUCUGCAUCGGGCCCACCCUCUGUUCCCAAGGCCUCUGCUGUCCCCUGGGCCUUAACUGAAGAGUAACAAAUUCACCAGAACUGGACUAGAUCUUUCCUUGCCUGUCACUGCACUGGAGCCAAACCCCAGGUGACUCCCAGUUCCGCACCAGACUCCAAAUAGAAGUGAUAUCUGUAUUGCAA